Messenger RNA from Symbiodinium necroappetens, 229 nucleotides. The record is from the annotation of a GenBank genome assembly. Lineage: Eukaryota; Dinophyceae; Suessiales; Symbiodiniaceae.
GCUUUGGAGAGCCGUUGCCGACCGGCAGCUGGAAGAGGCCGAGACCGCUGUCCGCGAAGCCUCCUUGCGGAGAUUGGAGACCGAGGUGCGCCUGUUGAACACCGAACUCCAGGACAUGCAGCAGGAAGGCACACAACUUCGGCUCCGAGCGCAGACCGCCGAGGCCAUGGUGUCUGCGCUGAUGCAAGAGAACCAGGCCUUGGUAGAGCAGUUGAGGCCAAAGCACUAA